This is a messenger RNA of Amphibalanus amphitrite, 1197 nucleotides long. RefSeq names its product splicing factor U2AF 35 kDa subunit-like protein. The transcript is spliced from 5 exons. The record is from RefSeq and is a predicted model, not a curated record. NCBI's taxonomy places the organism in Eukaryota, Metazoa, Arthropoda, Thecostraca, Balanomorpha, Balanidae. Gene Ontology annotation, biological process: mRNA splicing, via spliceosome. Gene Ontology annotation, molecular function: metal ion binding; pre-mRNA 3'-splice site binding. Gene Ontology annotation, cellular component: U2AF complex; spliceosomal complex. Bases 110 to 880 code for a protein of 256 amino acids.
CUACCCCUGAUAUUACACACACGCCGGUGGAAGAUAGGUUGCUGUAAGUGUUCCCCUGUUAAUGGAGAAGUGAAGCAGGAGUUCACCCUGCUGUCACACAUCUGGCAAGAUGGCUGAAUAUCUUGCCUCCAUUUUUGGAACAGAAAAAGACAAGGUCAACUGCUCGUUCUACUUCAAGAUCGGCGCGUGCCGUCAUGGCGAGCGCUGCUCCCGGCUGCACAACAAACCCACCUUCAGCCAGACGAUCGUGCUGCAGAACCUGUACGUGAACCCGCAGAACUCUGCCAAGUCGGCCGACGGCAGCCACCUGGCCAACGUGUCCGACGAGGAGAUGCAGGAGCACUUUGACAACUUCUUCGAGGACGUGUUCGUCGAGUGUGAGACCAAGUUCGGCGAGAUCGAGGAGAUGAACGUCUGUGACAACCUGGGCGACCACCUGGUGGGCAACGUGUACGUCAAGUUCCGCCGCGAGGAGGACGCCGACAAGGCGGUGCAGGAGCUCAACAAUCGCUGGUUCGGCGGACAGCCGGUGCACGCCGAGCUCAGUCCCGUCACAGACUUCCGCGAGGCCUGCUGUCGGCAGUACGAAGUCGGCGAGUGCACGCGGUCGGGCUUCUGCAACUUCAUGCACCUGAAGCCGAUCUCGCGUGAGCUGCGGAAGGAGCUGUACGGCCGGCGCGGCCCGUCCUAUGUGGGCGGCGGCCGGCGCCGGUCGCGCUCGCGGGACCGGGACGGCGGCCGCGGCUGGCGCGGGGGCCGCGGCGGCGGCGGCGGAGGGUUCGGCGGUGGUGGCGGUGGCCGGCGCCGCUCCCGUUCGCGGGACCGCGACCGGCGCCGCUCGCGCAGCCGCGACCGUUCGGGCCGCGCCGGCCGUUACUGAGUGGUGCUGCCGAAGUGCGGACCAGGGUCCGUUCGCUGUGCUGUACUGUCUCACCCGCCGGCUGCGUCUGUCGCUGACGAGGGGACGCCGUGCGUCACCCCCGAGAAUAGCUGCCAGUUGUUGUGGUGUGGCACGCCACGGCGGCAGGGCCGAACCUGACCCGGAACGGGCGGGGAACGCCCGAAUAACGAGGCUCGGCCGCCGACGUAGCGCCGGGGCCUUUUCAUAACGCAGACCACGUGGAUCACAUUGAGCUGUACACAUGAUUUUCUCCGUAAUUACACUCAGUACAACAAAUCAAAUAAACAUUUGUUUGG